AUGGACGACUCGGCAAAGGUGCUCAGCGAGGCCCUCAAUGUGGUCAAGGUGCAGCUUGUCCAGAUGAAGAGGUGCCUGGAUGCUGACCAGGUCAUGGAUGCCCUCAAGAGCGCAUCGACCAUGCUCGCAGAGCUUCGCACCUCGUCGCUCUCGCCAAAGAACUACUACGAGCUCUACAUGGCGGUGUUCGAUGCCCUCCGUCACCUGUCCAUCUACCUCUACGAUGCCCACACUACGGGCAAGCACCACUUGGCCGACCUCUACGAGCUGGUCCAGUACAGCGGCAACAUUGUGCCCCGCCUCUACCUCAUGAUCACCGUCGGCAGCGUCUACAUGUCGAUACCCGACGCGCCCAUCAAGGAGAUCAUGAAGGACGUCAUGGAAAUGAGCCGCGGCGUCCAGCACCCCACCCGCGGCCUCUUCCUCCGCCACUUCCUCAGCGGGGCCACCCGCGACCACCUGCCCAUCGGCCAGGACAUGGGCCCGCGCGGCAACCUCCAGGACAGCAUCGGCUUCGUCCUCACCAACUUCAUCGAGAUGAACAAGCUCUGGGUCCGCCUGCAGCACCAGGGCCACUCGAGGGACCGCGAGAAGCGCGAGAUGGAGCGCAAGGAGCUCCGCAUCCUCGUCGGCACCAACCUCGUCCGCCUCAGCCAGCUCGAGGGCGUCGACCUCGACAUGUACCAGCGCACCAUCCUGCCCAGCAUCCUCGAGCAGGUUGUCAACUGCAAGGAUGUGAUCGCCCAGGAGUACCUGAUGGAGGUUGUCAUCCAGGUCUUCCCCGACGACUUCCACCUGCGCACGCUCGGCCCCUUCCUCUCGGCCUGCGCGGCGCUCCACCCCAAGGUCAACAUCAAGCAGAUCGUCAUCGCCCUCAUCGACCGCCUCGCCGCCUACGCCGCGCGAGAGGCCGAAAACGACAGCCCAGAGGAGAUCAAGCGCCAGGAGGAGGAGGCGAGCAGGAGGCUCGCCGAAAAGACGCGGCAGAUGCGCAUGACGGGCCAGUCGGCCGGGCCCGGAUCGGUGUGGGACGAGGUGUCGGCCCAGGGCGACCCCAAGGACAAGAAGGCCGACAUCGCCGAGCCGGCCUCGCCGCCGGCGGGCCAGAGCACCGCCACCUCGGCGGAGCCGACCUUCGCUGGGGUGCCCGAGGGUCUUGGGGACGACGGUUGGGGCGAUGCCGGCGGAAGCGCAAGCCAGGACUGGGCCAGCAGCACCGACGGCAACACCGAGGCCUCGAGCGCCCGGCCAUCGCAGAGCACAGAUGCCACCUCGGAGGCCGACAGCUCCAAGGCGGGCCAGGAGAUGCGCUCGGACGCCUUCCCCUCGGCUAGCCUCGAACCUGCCGCUGCCGCUGCGGCUGCCGCUGCGUCCGAUGCCAAGGCCAAUGGCGACGCUGGGGCCAACGGCCAUGCGACCAACGGCGCGGCCCCUGCCCCCGCUCCCGCCGCCGCUGCGCCGCCGAAGCCGGUCGGCAAGUUCCGUGGCAUCCCCGAAGACGUUCGCCUGUUUGAGGUUUUCUGGGAGCAGAUCGUCCAGCUGAUCCGUGCCCGGCCUGACCUCUCGGUGCAGGACAUCACCGCGCUCCUCGUGUCGCUGGCCAACCUCUCGCUGAGCUGCUACCCGGACAAGCUCGACUACGUCGACCAGGUGCUGGCCUUUACGCGCGAAAAGGUGCUCGAGUUUGAGCAGAGCCCGGACCUGCACAGCGCGGCGACGACGAGCAACCUCAACUCGCUGCUGCUCUCGCCGAUCAACUCGUACCUGACGGUGCUGACGCUGCUGGCGCUGCCAUCGUACCAGGCGCUGCUGUCGGUGCAGCCGUACUCGACGCGCAAGUCGAUCGCCCACGCCGUCGUCAUGUCGGUGCUCAAGAACGAGACGGUGAUGGCCACGCCCGAGGACUACGACCUCGAGGAGAUGGCCGAGGAGCAGGGGUGGAUGGCGCGCAUGGUGCACCUCUUCCGCGCCGACGACCUCGAGACGCAGUUCAGCCUGCUGCAGAUGGCUCGCAAGCACUUUGUCGAGGGCGGCGAGCGGAUCAAGUUUACGCUGCCGCCGCUGAUCGUGUCGGCGCUCAAGCUGGCGCGGCGGUACAAGCUGCGCGAGAGGCGCGAGCAAGGGUGGGAGGCCAAGAUGCUGACGCUCUACAAGUUUACGCACCAAGUCAUCUCGAUCCUCUACAACCGGGUCGAGUCGUCCGAGGUGUGCCUGCGCCUGUUUCUGCUGGCGGCGCAGUCGGCCGACGAGAGCGGCUUCGAGGAGCUGUCGUACGAGUUCUACGUGCAGAGCUUCACCAUCUACGAGGAGUCGAUCAGCGAGAGCCGCGCGCAGCUGCAGGCCAUUGGGCUGAUUAUCUCGACGCUCCAGACGGCGCGCGUGUUUGGCACCGACAACUACGACACGCUCAUCACCAAGGCGGCGCUGCACGGCGCCAAGCUGCUCAAGAAGCCGCACCAGGCCGCCGCCGUCAUGAUGGCCAGCCACCUGUGGUGGCAGACGGAGGUCGUCGGCCGGCCCGCGACCAAGGACAAGCCGCUUCUCCGGGACGGCAAGCGCGUGCUCGAGUGCCUGCAAAAGUCGCUGCGCAUCGCCAACAGCUGCAUCGACGAGCGGAGCACCGUCGAGAUUUUCUGCUCGGCCCUCGACCAGUACCUCUACUACUUUGAGCAACAAGUGGAAGCCGUAGCGCCAAAGUACAUCAACUCGCUCGUCGAGCUCAUCUCAAACGGACUCGACUCGCUCUCUUCGAACCCAUCGUCGCUCGACGAGACACCACCGUCGCACCACUCGAUCCUCUCCACUGGCGCUGGCGGGUUCCUCGAACUGCCGCCCAGCUUGCCUUCCAAGGACGCCUCCGCUGCUGCUGCUGGAACGACGUCGUCGUCGUCGCAGCAGCAGCAGGGUGCGGGGUUGGAAAACGUCAAGAGGCAUUUCGGAGCGCAGCUCGACUACAUCCGAGACAGGAAGGACGUCGUCCUCCGCUGUCUGCGCGAGGAGAGGGAGUGGAACGGCCCCGAUUGGGCUAGUGUUGCCGGCAAUGUCGCGGGCGCUAGGUGGUGA
This is a messenger RNA of Pseudozyma flocculosa PF-1, 3063 nucleotides long. RefSeq lists its product as uncharacterized. The record is from RefSeq and is a predicted model, not a curated record. Bases 1 to 3063 code for a protein of 1020 amino acids. The transcript has 7 exons. Gene Ontology annotation, biological process: retrograde transport, endosome to Golgi; intracellular protein transport. Gene Ontology annotation, cellular component: late endosome; retromer complex; retromer, cargo-selective complex. NCBI's taxonomy places the organism in Eukaryota, Fungi, Basidiomycota, Ustilaginomycetes, Ustilaginales, Ustilaginaceae.